UACAGUCAACUUCAUCGUGACUCGAUUUUAAUUUAGUGAAAUUAGUUUSAAAACAAAACACGAUGAAUGUGAUCAAACUACAAACGUAAAACAAUGUGAUGUUUCCAGGAAAGUGAUGCAAAAUGACGCGAGUCUGUUGGUUGUUGUUGGUCCUUUUGAGAUCAUCGUACUUGCUUGGAUCGUUUAUACCAACAAAAGGAAUACGACCACGGAGUGAAAUUGACCUAUCCACAGAAAAGCAAGUUGUAUUUUGUGCUGGUCAAAACAAGUCGUUAGAAUGCCUGUCUCCAGGGUCCACCAUCGCUAUAAUGGAUACAUUCUGGGGUCGACUUUCAGACAAAAUCUGCCCGUCAGAAGAUGGCGAUCCAAACACAAGCUGUGGUAAUGAUGAAGCAACAACUCCGCUUCUGCGCAAACUCUGUGAUGACAAAGUAUAUUGUGAAAUCCCCGCUAGACAUACGGUAUUACAAAACCCCGGUAGUGUCCACUGUCCGGGUGUGAAUAAGUACCUAAUAGUCAACUACACGUGUGUGCCUAUUGAACACAAACUUGUUCUUUGUGAUGGAGAAACCACAAACUUACGGUGUCGAGAAAACUGGAAGCUUAACUUGAUAAACGCUUUUUGGGGAAGAGCCUCGCCCACCACUUGUGUGGCCACGCAAGGGCAUCCGUCAAGGAUUGGCAAGUGUAGAAGCUUGAACACCACACUGAGUACAGUACAACGGCUUUGUCAAGGAAACGGAAAUUGUGUUGUACGUGCCGACGCUGCUCACAUGGCUAGCGGGACCGACCAUUGCCCAGAUGUUGAUAAAUAUGCCAUAAUUCAAUAUAGAUGUCAGCCAAACGUCCCUGUUCAAGAAGUCACAGUGCCAACAUUUAGCAGUUCCAGACUCACCACUGAAAAUAACAAACCGAAAUCUUACCGUCCAUUAUUGCCUCAUGUACCAACCAUCAUGUUGACUACAAAAUCGGGCUCUUCGUCCUAUGAAGUACCGACAAGUAAAGCAUCAAUUGACACCCUACUUGAGGAAUACAUGAAUAGUCAAAAGCCGAGCAAUGAGAAAGAAAUACAAGAAAUAACCCUCCCGCAUGAUGCAACUCCUUCACCACCCCCUAAGGAGAAAAUUUCAGUCCCUCAAGACAAUUCCCAGGUAGAUCUACAACAAGACAUUGCGAUGUUGAAAAAAAUAUUGCGCAGUAAAGAAAUUAUGAAAGUGGGGAGUAAGGCUUUCAAAGGGAUCAACGAAGCAAGUGCUUCAAUGCACGGCUCAUUUAAUAAAGAUGAGGCAGCAAAAAACGUCAGUAGUGAGCUUCAUCUAAGUUUGAGCGAAGAAGAACUUCGUCAAUUGGCCCGUUCACCCGAUGCUAUUCAAAUAAUCAAAGAGUUUAUCGAAAGAGAAAAACAAAAGAAGGCGAAAGGAAAUACUGGCUCUCAGAAUGUAACACAAGUGAUACCUGUUACUCCCACUCCACAAGCUAAGCCUGCAAGCCCAACCAAACUACCUAUUAAAGACUUCGAUCCAACAGCUAAGCUAGGAGGCAAAAUCAUGGGUAAUUUGUUAUACGAAAAGUUCUUAAAACCUGAACAAGAUCAGCCUGAUGAGCAACCAACACCAUCUACAAGUAAAGUACAGGGAAACCAGAUAAUUGUACUAAAAGAGAAGAUAUCUGCUUUACAGGCGAUCAGCGAUGCUUUAAAACUUAUUACUUCUAAACUGGAUAAUGCCGAGAAACAAGUUUCUGGUCCUCAUUUUGAUGUUGGUACGUUAGAGGUAUCAGAGGAUGUCAAUCAAAAGGACGUGAAAUAUUUACAAGAUAAAAUUAAUAGAGCAAUUGAGACAACUGAAGAAAUGAGUCGCCAGGAAGCGUUGAAAUUAAAAGCAAAGGCUGUGGAAGACAUCUCCGGGACGACGAGAGAUAACGUCUUAGAAGUAAAAGAGAAGCAGCAAAUGGAUAAAGAAAUAAAAGAUAUUGAAGAUACUUUCAACGAAUUCAUCAAAAGAGCAGAGAAGAGUGGAAAGUUAAAAGCUUUAAAAGGUACACCAACCGAGAGUCUUUUCCAGCAACUACAAAGCGGAAAUUUCAAAAUGGAAUUCGCUGAUGACAAAGCAAAGAAAGAAGAAAAUAAAACGAAGGGUACAUAUGGCUUUGAAGUUGACACACAGGAGCCAAUCAUUAGCAUAGUCACAACAAAAGAUUCUAAUGGAAAAGGCAAAACUGCCCAAACACCAUCAAGUCGGUCAUCAACAACAGUCUCUAUUCAAAACACAAUUGYWAAGAACCAAGUACAGGCAAUAAACACAGGAAGCACCGCCUCUCAAGAACCMGUCCCAAAACCAGUUCAAACCGAUUCUCAAAAGAAUACUAGGCAAGUUGAUAGCUUGGCUCAAAAACUCACCAAGCUUCCUUCAGCAACUGCCUCCAAAGCUGUCAACUCGAUUGUAAAUGCAACAAAUCGACAGGGUAAUGCAAGCUAUUACAUUUCCCUCAAACCCAUCACUACUUACCAUGACUUGCAACAGGACGUAAAACUCGGUGGACGAAUCAACAGUGAAAUCAUCAAAGAAAAGGAAAAAGCCGAGAAACUGUACCACGGUAAGGACAUAAAGACACUAUUGAAUAACCUAAAACCAACUUCCAAGRCCCCAUCGAUAAGUAUCAAACUUCUCGAUAAUGCCGAUAAGUCCCAGGACAAGGCGCCCUCAUUGAAUGUUACAGUAGUAAAUGGAACAAAACUGGGUGACGAAAAGGUUAAAACUGUUGGRAAACUAGACGAGAAUACUGUGAAGUUACUGAGCAUUGUUGUUCAAGGAUAUUUGGACAAAACAAAAAAGAGGAAUCAUCGUCGAAGGAAAAAGAAACACCGCAGAAUACCCAUCACAUUUGAACAAGAAGACUUCACUAUUGGAGCAAAGCACGACCAAGUCAACCCUAAGGAGCCAAGGAAGGUGAAGGCACUUGAUGGCGAGUUGCUUGAUAUGCUUGAAGAACAAUUAGCUGACUCGCAGUCAAACUGGAGUAAGGAUAAUGGCGUAAGCAACGCCAAGGCGAACGAAGUCAAUGAUUCGGAGGACAUGAAUUCCUUGCCAAGUGAUCGAGAGGUUGAGYCUGAAGAAGACGAGGAAGCASUUCCAAAUAGUCUCCUUCAGGAAAGCAAGGCGAAGYCAGUGCAACCGACGAGUGAUGAAGAMCAGCCUAUCAAAGAAUAUACGUCGAGAACUCAAAGCAUUGACGGUCUGGUGCGUGACCUCAAAGAAAUGAUCAAGGACGGUACCAARGAUGAAGCGGAAAGUAAACAAUCAUCAUCUGUAGCAAGCUCAAGGAACUCAAAACCAGCAGUAUUCUCAUUACACAAAUCAAAAGCACAUUUGAUYCACUUUUCAGGAGCUACAACCUCUGGAAAGAUAAUUGACACCGUCGACCAAGGACACAAAGCUGUUUCUAAAGAACCAGUGAUAUUGUACGCAGGAGGAAGAAUUGCAGAAGAGGGAAAACCUGUUAUGAAACCUGUCAGUCAAGCAGCACUGGCCGCCAUCAAUAUGAUACCCACGACAAAAUCAAGCGUUGGCACUGUGCCUACGAGUCGGUCAGGAAAUAAGCUGAAGAAGUUAGUAUCUGGGGUAAAACGCUUGCUGAAAGCUCUGCGAGGAAGCAUUUCAAAAGAUUUAGAAAAAAACAAGAAUGAAAACAAACAUGAUUACACUGAAAAUCGUGAAAAAGAAGACAGCAAAGACAAUGAUAGUGUUUAUCGUGAUCUCGGAAAACCAAAUCUAAAUUUCCCACCCAAGAACAACGGCUACUAUAAUGAUCGCCCGGUUGAAGAUGCGRCUAGUGAGCCUGGGCAGGGAUAUAAAGCUUAUUACAAACCGUAUAAACCCAAYGAWGAGUUAGGUGAACAGUUUGAUAUGAAUCUGGCCCAACAAUACGCCACUAAUCCUAAGGAAUACUCMACUUUUUCAGCCGACAGGUAUUCAAGUCCGUACAUGGGCUACCCAAUGCAGUCCCCAGCAUCAUAUGCGAGCUUUGUCCCAAAUCAAAUGUCUCCAUAUGCCGAAACCCUACCGAAGAAAGCCAAGCAUGCACUUACUUCAGCUUUAACAAAUGAUCCCAUCAUUAGAGCAGUUGAAGAAUUUUCUAGCAAUGAAUCUAGACUUUAUAAUGAGAAGCUUCAAGGCAUUCAGAGAAAUGCCAUUCCUCAUCCAGAUAGAAAAAACACUUAAUUGUAUAAAUUUAGAAAAAAUAGAAAUUAUAAAGGAAA
This is a messenger RNA of Exaiptasia diaphana, 4258 nucleotides long. RefSeq lists its product as uncharacterized. The record is from RefSeq and is a predicted model, not a curated record. NCBI's taxonomy places the organism in Eukaryota, Metazoa, Cnidaria, Anthozoa, Actiniaria, Aiptasiidae. The transcript has 4 exons. Bases 123 to 4220 code for a protein of 1365 amino acids. Gene Ontology annotation, molecular function: carbohydrate binding.